AUGGCCUCAGUGAGGAAAGAAUCCAAGAAGAGUCACAACCCAGUAGAGAGUGUUUGUCGGAAAAUCCGAGCCAUUCGGAAGAGAGAGGCCGUUUUAAAUCUGAUUCUACAGACUGCUAACUGCAAGUCCAGCAGCCCUGACAGUCCACAGUCUAAAACCAAGAGAGCCUUUGGGGAGGUGCUGAGGAGAGCGACUGCUACUCACGCUCCUGUGCUGGACUCCUACUCCUCAAGUUCCGAGAGAAAGCACAGCCUCGCUUCCCGCCCUGAAACCAUGUCCUCAAGAACCUCGCCCCGCUCUCCCCAGGACGGCCUGGACUUGGUUGUUCUGGAGGGUCCUGAGAACUGCUCACAGCAGAGACCGUGGAGCGACCAGCAUCCUCCCUCUUUGGAGUCUCAGUCUGGCCGAGGGGGAUGCUUCCCCAGCAAGGAUUUAGGUGGUAGCUGCAAGGCGAACUCUUUGCCCACCUCAGUCUUUGGCUUUCUUCGCAGCUAUGGGAGGGACACUACGUUUUUCACUCCUUGGGAUCGGGUGGUGAGAAAAUUAUCUCUGAAUGAGGAUGGGUUGAAAACAGAAAGUGAGGGUAUCCAGGAAGAUGGAGCCUACAGUGCCCAUGGGACCUAUGGAGAAGAAUUUCUGGCAGGCAUUUUUCAAGAGUGCGACACUAAGCACUCAGGCACAGUAGGAGUCAACAAAAUAAUGACUUACUUGAGACAAACCACUGGCCAAGACUUGGAAGACAGUGUCCUUGAAGAGCUGGGGACCAUGCUUGAUCUUGAAAAUACAAACCCAUGUGUGGACCUGGACACCUUCCAGGGCAUCAUGAAGGAGUGGAUAGCUCACUAUAUGAGCAGAAGGGAAGGAGCACGGAGUCGAUGGAGUGGCAGCUGGGACGACUCUGUGUUUGAACCACAGGAAGAUGUGAGACCAGAUGGGCCCCGCUGUGAGCUGCUCCAGGAUUGCAGGGCACGCAGGAAGGAGAUGUCUGACUUGAUCGCGUGUGUUGCGGACCUGCACUCCAACAAGCAGAAACUGGAAGAGGAGAACACGACAUGUAAACUGGCAUUAGAAGCCAUGGAAGAAGCCAACAGGCAGCUGGCAGAGGACUGCACCAGCCUGCACCUUCAGAUGAAAACUGCCCAGCAAGCUGUCAGGAGAGGCAGUCUUUUGAAGGAAGAGCUGGAGGACCUGAAGGUUACCAUGGCUGUGUCAGAAGAGCAGAAGACCAUGGCCGUGGCCCAGAACAAGCAGUUAGAGACAGAAAUCAGGACUCUGAUUAUUAAGAUUCAGGCUCUCCAAGAAGAGAAUAUUAAGAAUGUCAUGGACAUAGACUCUCUGGAAAAGAAGAUUGAAGAAUUAUCUGAAACCAAGAAAGAGUGUCAAAUGCAGCUGUACAUGUAUGAGGACAUGCUACUUACUAAAGAUGCAAGUUUGCAAAAGAAGGAUAUAUGCAUAGAAGAACUGGAGUCAACCAUCAUGGAAUACAGAAGCAUUAUAGAGAAUUUACGAGAAGAUAAGAACAACCUGGGCCAGGAGUUACAGCUCUUGCAGCACAAACUCAUUGUGAACGAGAUCCAGGUGCAUGACAAGGACAUGGCCUCCGAAGGGGAGAAGUCUCUCUACCAUGAGCUCACUCUUGCCCAGACUGCACAGGAGAAUGGUGCUGGCCACUUGUAUUCUGAGAGCUUGCCGCAGCUCAGGGAGUAUCUCACACAACCAUCCGCUGACCACACUUCAUCCUCAGAGAGUACCGUGACGUCAAGCGAAUCUGGAUCGGACAUUUUGCACAUGACUUCUGGUGAACCUGACCGCAAAUCCCUCUGUGAGAAGGAGGAGGAAGCAAGAUCGGCCUCUGCCAUGCCAGGUACACUGUCGAGGGGCCCCAGCCCAGCUCCCGAGAACGCUGCAUGCCGAGACUCCGUGAGUUCGGAAAAGGCUGCAUCACACCUGGAAGCAGGAGAGGGACUCAGAACAGUAGAAGAUGGAGGGAAGGACUGUACCACAGGAGAAACUGAGGUUUCCGCCCCUCCCAAAGCACCUGUGAAGUUAGUUAACUUUCCACAGAGUGAGAAUACUUCAGCUAGUGAGAAGGAGGUGGAGGCAGAGUUUCUCAGGUUAUCCUUGGGACUUAAGUGUGACUGGUUUACACUGGAGAAGAGAGUCAAGCUUGAAGAGAGGUCCCGGGACCUGGCAGAGGAAAACUUGAAAAAAGAAAUCACGAACUGUUUAAAGCUUUUAGAGUCAUUAGCACCUCUGUGUGAAGACGACAACCAGGCUCAGGAGAUCAUUAAGAAACUGGAGAAGAGUAUAACAUUUCUCAGCCAGUGCACGACACGUGUGGCCAGCAGGGCAGAGAUGCUGGGGGCCAUCAACCAGGAAAGCCGGGUGAGCAAAGCAGUAGAAGUGAUGAUUCAGCAUGUUGAGAACUUGAAGAGGAUGUAUGCCAAAGAGCAUGCCGAGCUGGAGGAGCUGAAGCAGGCUCUGCUGCAGAACGAGAGGUCCUUUAACCCUCUGGAAGAUGAAGAUGACUGCCAGAUUAAAAAACGUUCAUCUUCUUUAAAUUCCAAGCCAUCAUCUCUUCGAAGAGUGACAAUUGCCUCUUUACCCAGAAAUCUUGGAAAUGUGGGGAUGGUAUCUGGGAUGGAAAAUAACGACAGAUUCAGCAGGCGGUCAAGCAGCUGGAGAAUUUUGGGAACAAAGCAGAGUGAGCACCGCCCCUCACUACACCGAUUUAUUAGCACCUAUUCCUGGGCAGACACUGAAGACGAGAAAUGUGACCUGAAAACUAGAGAUGCCUCUGAACCGCCAGGAGAAGAGGCAGUGGAGAGGACCAGGAAGGCCAGCCUUUCUGAGAAGAGAAGCAGCCGGUCCACCUGGGACAGCGCUGCCGUCUGCGGCUCGGUGGCUUCAUGGGUCACUCACCUGCAGGCGUCCUUCCGAAGGGCCAACAGAGUCCUCUGGCUCUCGGUGGUCUUCAUCGUGCUGUUUGCAGCCUUGAUGAGCUUCCUCACAGGCCAGUUCUUCCAGACAGCUGUGGAGGCCGCACCUGCACAGGAAGGGAACUCCUGGAUGUCUCUAGAACACAUCUUAUGGCCGUUUACCAGACUCAGGCACAAUGGGCCUCCGCCAAUGUGACUGCAGCAUGGCCGAAUGUCCCAUUCUGAUUUUAACAUUUUCCUCUGAGAUUCAUAAAUUAGUAACUUUCUAGUAAUUAUAAUGCAAAACCAGGGUUCUCAGAGCAGCUGAGAUAUUUUAAUUCCUCAACUACAUAGCAUAGGGAGGGGACCCCACCUAGGGUAUUUUAAUGAGCUUUCUGAGAGAGACAGACAGACAGAGUACUUUAUUGAAAUUUAUUGAAAUAAAGAACUAUUCAAAUCUUUA
Messenger RNA from Peromyscus eremicus (cactus mouse), 3381 nucleotides. RefSeq names its product inositol 1,4,5-triphosphate receptor associated 2 (gene Irag2). The coding region runs from base 1 to 3135 and encodes 1044 amino acids. The record is from RefSeq and is a predicted model, not a curated record. The transcript is spliced from 28 exons. Gene Ontology annotation, cellular component: endoplasmic reticulum membrane. NCBI's taxonomy places the organism in Eukaryota, Metazoa, Chordata, Mammalia, Rodentia, Cricetidae.